Messenger RNA from Lasiodiplodia theobromae, 537 nucleotides. RefSeq lists its product as uncharacterized. NCBI's taxonomy places the organism in Eukaryota, Fungi, Ascomycota, Dothideomycetes, Botryosphaeriales, Botryosphaeriaceae. The coding region runs from base 1 to 537 and encodes 178 amino acids. The record is from RefSeq and is a predicted model, not a curated record. The transcript has 2 exons.
AUGCCUGGGACCAGCCUUUUCCCCGUCGUUUGCACCGCCGAAGUCCCUACCUCCGUCAUCGACAAGCUUUUGAGCGAAGCCCACGCCGCAAGCGAGCGGCUGGUGCCCGGUAGCGAACCCUGCCUCGCCGUCAUCACCACCACCGCCGCUGCCGCCGACGGCGCCUUGCUCCUCCCAUCCAGCCCAUCGCAGCCGCCGCUCGAGCCCUUCGCAUCGGCUUUCCUUGGCCAGCCCGUCGAAGCCGUCGCGCAGCGCCUCAGCAGCACAGACGCGUCCUUCUUCGCCGUGCUUGACGAGCGCUCCGCCGCCGACGAAACGGCGCUGGUCGUCGUCGCCAGCAGAGGAACCGGCGGCGGCGUUCAGGACGUCCGCGUUACCUUCGACGAGGUGCAGCGCCUGCUCACGGCUCUGGACGUCGGGUCGCUCGGGAUCGAGGAGGUCCGGUCCAUUGCGGAAUCGAAUGGUCGCGUCUAUGGGCCUGCUCGUGAGAGUGCGCAGAAGGGCCAGCCGGCUCCGAGGAAGAGGCUCGGGGCGUGA